AUGACCACUGGCACAGACACUGACACCUGCAUGGACACAAAUGCCGAUAAGAUCGGCAAGAUCUUCUGCGCCAGGAACAUCUCUAUCUAA
Molecule: messenger RNA, 90 nt
Organism: Penicillium arizonense
Lineage: Eukaryota; Fungi; Ascomycota; Eurotiomycetes; Eurotiales; Aspergillaceae
Exons: 2
Coding region: 1-90 (29 amino acids)
Source: RefSeq, a predicted model, not a curated record